CCGUUGGCUCGGUGAUCUCGAUUCGACUUCGUUCCUUGCUCGAGGAAGGGACAAAAAAGAAAAAGCAAUAGUGCAAGCAGCUACAUCAUUCAAAGCCAUGGCGUGGCCGAGAUGGAGCAACGGCAACGCGUACACGGACUUCAGGCAGCUCAUGGCCGUAGUCAAGAUCAACGACACCACGUACGAGUCGGCCUCGCCCGCGUACUCGCCGGGCGGUUUCACGCGCGCAUUUGGCGGUCACGUGUACGCUCAAGCAGCGUACGUGGCAGCGCAGACGGUGAAGAAAGGAUUUGUGUUACAUAGCAUCACUGGAUGGUUCACGCUGCAAGGAGACACCACGAGACCGUUCACGUACCGCGUCGAGACGAUCAGAGAGGGCGGGGGAUACUGCCAACGCCAGGUGUACGUGACGCAGGAUUCGACAAAGGGCGUGUGCUUCACGUGCAUAUGCUCCUUCAAACGCCCGGAGCCGGACCUCAACAGACGCGCUCUCAAAGCCAACUUCAGGGAACAGUAUGCCGCCGUGCUGGCGGGCAAGAACCCAGACGACCAUCCCGAAUGCCCCGGCAUCGACUCGCCUUACUGGUGGAAGGUCGAGGAAGAGCGAGGUUGGAUCGAUCCGUUUCCAGGGCUGAAGACGAGGAAGGUGGACAUGACGCGGUAUAACGAGGGGAAAGAAGCGUUGGACAGGAGGCAACUGAUGUACUAUCGGGUGAUUGGGGAUAUGCCGAAGGUGGCCGAUGAUGCCAACUUGCACGCUGCGGCCCAUCUAUAUGCCAGUGAUCGCAACGGAUUGUUUCCCAUAGCGAAUUUCUUGGACCUUGGGGAUAAUUACUCGGCCAUUGCGUCUCUCAAUCACACAUUCAUCUUCCACGAGGAAGCCGCGGGCAUUUCGACGAUCAACGAAGAGACCGGCGAGCCGUGGAACUUCAUCAGCGAGGAGAAACUCGACCACGUUGGACACGGGAGGGGCCUGGCCGUGUGGAGGUUUUGGCGAGAGGACGGUCUCCAUGUCGCGAGCGCUUUUCAGGACGGCAUGAUGAGAUUCACGCCCGAGGGAAAGGGUGCUGCAGCCGCCGCGUUUGAGGGCAUGGUGAAAGAUAAGUCCGAGAAGAAAUCGACGAAGUCUGCGAAGCAGAAUGCGCCCAAGGAAGAGAAGCUGUAGAGAGCAAGCUUGGCGAGCACCUGAGGGAGUUUUUAACCGACUGCCUGAUCCCUUAGGCUGGGUGAUAGGGGCGCCAUUUACGUUGGUAAACCGGCAUGGUAGUAGAACUAGAAGGACUAUUUUGAGCGUUACAAUGUUGUCCUUAGAAAUCCAAAGACUUUUUUUCUUUAAA
Verruconis gallopava is the source of this 1337-nucleotide messenger RNA. Its product is annotated as acyl-CoA thioesterase II. The transcript has 3 exons. Gene Ontology annotation, biological process: acyl-CoA metabolic process; fatty acid catabolic process. The coding region runs from base 98 to 1165 and encodes 355 amino acids. Lineage: Eukaryota; Fungi; Ascomycota; Dothideomycetes; Venturiales; Sympoventuriaceae. The record is from RefSeq and is a predicted model, not a curated record. Gene Ontology annotation, cellular component: peroxisomal matrix. Gene Ontology annotation, molecular function: fatty acyl-CoA hydrolase activity.